AUGCAGGUUCCGAAUUCCCCUAUAUUCCCGCCUCAACAAUUAACCCUUUCCCCUAACAACAUUCAUGCUUUAUCAUCAAUCGAACCUCAAGAUCAUAUAAUAUCAACUUAUAUCCCUCAACUACCCGACAAACCAUUGGCUCUGACUGCUGGUAUACUGGUUUAUAUAAUCCCUGCUGAAAAGAAUCUUUACGUUCAAGGUUUUCAAGCUCAAGAAUAUUCUGAAAGACCUCCAACUCUUUUAAGAGGUUGUUUAUAUCUUCGGGUAUCAAAACCUUCUAAAAUAAAAUCAAUCACUUUAACCUUCAAGGGAAGUCAAAGAACUGAAUGGCCGGAAGGUAUUCCACCUAAAAAGAAUCAAUUUUCAGAAACUACUGAUAUCAUUAAUCAUACUUGGCCAUUUUUACAACCAGGUUCAAAUUUACCAAAUAAUGGUGCUGAUGUUUAUCGUGAAUUACCCAACUCAGUUUCAAAUGAACAUGAUGUAUCUCAUUUAAGUCUUGGUGAAACUCGUUCAAGAGGUGCUUCACCUCUUCCUCCAAAUUCUGGAAAUGAAUUAUUCCCUACUAUUACCAAUGCAUCAAUUACAACUAAUAACAACAACAAUAAUAAUGGUAAUUUCUUAACUCGAAGUUUAUCACCAGCAACAAAUUUCAUGAGAAGAGCUACUUCUCCAUCAGUUUCAUCUAUGGAUGGUCCUCCUGAUCUUACGGCCGUAUUAUCUCCUUCAACUACAAAUACAAAUUCAAAUUCAAAUGUCAUUGAUGAAUCUAGACCAACUCAUUUCCAACCCGGGGAUUAUAUUUAUAAUUUCGAACAUCCUUUACAACCUUCCAUUCCAGAAUCAUGUAAUGUGACAUUUGGUUCGGUCAGUUAUAGUUUAGAAACAUCAGUCAUAAGGCCUGGUACUUUCAAAUCAAAUUUAAUUGCAAGAAUUCCAAUUGAAAUCAUUAGAACUCCAGCUGAACAAAAUUUAGAAGAAAAUGAAUCCAUCGUUAUAACAAGAGAUUGGGAGGAUCAAUUAAAAUAUGAUAUCGUUGUUGGUUCAAAGUCAAUUGUUUUGGAUUCUUAUUUACCAUUAGCAUUUCGUUUCGUACCCUUAUUUGGUAAAGUUUCCCUUCAUAGAAUAAGAGUUUAUUUAACUGAAAAUUUGGAAUAUUUCUGUCGUAAUAAAAAAGUUCAUCGUUUAGAACCUUCAAGAAAGUUUUUAUUAUUGGAACAUAAAGCAGAAAAGGGGAAAUCAUUAUUAACUGAUGUAACAAGUGAAGGUCACGAAGGUAAUGAUGAAGAAUUCGUUGAUUUAUUACCUAAAGAAUUAGAAUUUCAAGUUUAUGUUCCAAAAGUUUUAAAUGGUAAGACCAAUCAUGAAAUUCAUCCCGAUACAUCUUAUGAUAAUAUUCAAUCUCAUCAUUGGAUUAAAAUUUGUUUAAGAAUAUCAAGAUUAGAUCCAGAAAAUCCAGAAAAGAGAAAACAUUAUGAAAUUUCAAUUGAUUCUCCUUUACAUGUUUUAUCACCAUUAGCAGCUCAUGGAAAUACAUUAUUACCAGCGUAUGAUGAUUUUAUUUCAAGAAAUGAUGAUAAUACAAUUAAUUAUGAAAUCAGUCCUCCAAAUUCACCAGGUGUAAUCCCAAUUGACAAUACUACUCAUCACCAUACCAAUCAAAGUUUCUUAGCAGUGUAUACUCCUACAAAUGCAGGUUCUUCAUUAGAUGAGGUUAUGCAAAGACGUCCAAGAUCAGCCCUGGCUUCACCAUUACCAUUCCAUAGAUUAAACAGUCGUGCCUUUAAUGAAGUUCCAGUGGAUAAUGAUGCUGACAUGCAUUUAGAAGCUAAUCUUUAUAAACCUGAAGAAUUUAAUCCAUUAUUAUCCCCUCAAGCAUUUCCUCAUCCUGGAACUUUCACAUCUCCGCUUAACUCUCCAGUUCAAAGACCAAUUCAUCUUAUUAGAAGACCAUCUAUCAAUCCACCAGCUUUCGAUGCAGAAACUUCUCCACCUCCAGUUAAUGAUAUAGUUGCUCCACCUCCAGCUUAUGAAGAAGAAGAUCCGGCCAUGUCAUUAUCUCCUUUAAGAAUCGACGAGGCUCCUUCACCAAGCAGAAGUAACAGUGAUGAACAUACUACUACUACCAAAUCUACCAACAACUUCAAUAACAAUAUAUAUUCAACUUCAGAAACUCCCGUUAAAGCCUUAUUACAGCAACAAUUGAGAAACAGCAGACCUUCUUUGGAUAGUGGUCAUUCAUCUAGUAAAUCUAACGUUAGUAAAAAGUCACUUGAUUCAAGUACCAGUUUAAAUUCAUCAAAUUCAGCUAAUAAUCAUACUACUACUACCAAUAAUAAUAAUAAUAAUAUGGUUCCAAGUGGUUCCAACUUACUUACCAUACCUGCUGAUGAUGAACAAGAUAUCACUGAUUAUCCAAGUUCUCCAAUCCUACCGCCUAGGACUUUAAGUCCUAGGCGUGUGUUCGAAAAUGAUCAAACUAACGACGAAGAAGAUGAACAAGGCGAUAGUUUUGCACCAAAUUCAGGAUCUGGUUUUCAAACGUCAUCAUCUCGUCGAACAUCAGUGUCAUCAUACACAUCAACUGGGACAGAUAUCCAACCUGUUGAGCAAACGAUUCCGUUAUUGAGUUUAUCAAAUGCCUCAAUUGCUACCAACUUGGCUCAUUCUGAUAAUUACUAUCAACCACAACAUGCACAGGCUAGGAAUGCAUCAUUAUCAUCAUUGUUGAAUGAGGGAGUGUACUUUAGAAGAGGUAGUCAAGUCACCGGUUUAAAUUCCACUAAAAUUAAUGAAUUUAUUGAGGGUGGAGAUUUGGGUGAUGAUAUGUUCAAAAUUAAUGGAAAUUUAUCACAUUUAAGAAAUCCACGAAUUAAGAAACAUUAUCAAGAAGGUGAACAUAUUUCAUCAUUUGUACCUCAUGAAGAAGAAUCAAGUCAACAUAAUGCUCAUGGCGAAGAAGAGGUUGAAGAUCAAGAGAAUGCUGAAGAUGAAACUAUUAAAGAAGAAGAGUCUGAUUCAACUGAUGCCAAUAGCAAUGAUUCCGAUACUACAAGUUCAAACAAAGUAAGACAAAAGAGCUUUGGUGUAAUACAAACACCCACCAGUACCAGUCAAACCAGUGAAGAAGUGGAAUCUUUAGAACAAGAAUUUAUUCAUUCACAUGGUCUUCAGCAUGAUGGUAAUAAACCUACUACCAAUACUGAUGUCAAUACAAAUGGUAUACCGGGAUUUAAUUUCAGUUACGUUAUAGAGUGA
This is a messenger RNA of Scheffersomyces coipomensis, 3258 nucleotides long. RefSeq lists its product as uncharacterized. Gene Ontology annotation, biological process: ubiquitin-dependent endocytosis. Gene Ontology annotation, molecular function: protein-macromolecule adaptor activity; ubiquitin protein ligase binding. The transcript has a single exon. Gene Ontology annotation, cellular component: cytosol; cytoplasm. NCBI's taxonomy places the organism in Eukaryota, Fungi, Ascomycota, Pichiomycetes, Serinales, Debaryomycetaceae. The coding region runs from base 1 to 3258 and encodes 1085 amino acids. The record is from RefSeq and is a predicted model, not a curated record.